UCAUAUUUUGUGCGGGCAGAGGCGUAUUGCGGCCGUAACUACGUGUGAAAGUAACAGCUACUUGAGUGGUUGGCUAAGAUUUUGUGGAGGGUAGGCAACUCACCCUGGACACUCUAUUCCAUCACUGAGCAUCAGUUUAUUCCAUCGCCCACACAGGCUGAGAAGGAUACGUGCUGGAUGGGUGUAGAGGAGAAAGGGAUAGAAAAGUGUGCAUUUAAAUCAAUCUCAAGCGAGAUUGUAGCAUCUACCAUACCAUUGGCGUGACCGAAAUACGCAAAGUUAACGCUGUCUUGAAGAUUUUAUAAGCAUUUAAAGCACCGGAGCAGCCUUGUGUGCGUUUUAGUUUAAAGAUUAGGACCAAUUUUUUCAGAAAGGGGCCAGUAAUGCUACUGGGACUAAAAUAUCUGACUGCAAGGCUAGCUGCCUUCCUUAUCCUGGUUCUAAUUACAUCGGGAAUGAGCGAGGCUUGCCUUAUGAUCAGUGAGGUAAACGCAGAUAACCCCGGACUGGACACCACAGAGUUUGUAGAACUGUAUCAUACGAGUGGCCAGAGAACUUCUUUAGACGGCUACACCUUGGUCUUCUACAAUGGUAACGGAAACGCAGCCUACAAAGUGCUAGACCUUAAAGGCUACACCACAGAUGACAGGGGUUUCUUUCUAGUGGGCUCCCUUGACGUUCAGCCCAAGCCUGCCAUCAUCUUGCCCCCCAACACGGUCCAGAAUGGCCCAGACGCCAUUGUUCUCUACCACUCCAGUGCAGCGCAGUACAGCGAGAAGAUGAAUGUGACGGCUUACGGCUUGGUGGACGCCAUAGUGUACACGACGCGCCGGUUAGGGGAUGCAGAGUUUCUGGCAAGGACCCUGACCCCGGGGUCGCCCGCUUUUGUGGAGGACGAGUCCACCCAUGAGGGCGACGAGUCCAUCGAGCGCUGCUGGCUGUCCACGGCCACCUGGACCUUCCAGGUGGCCCCGCCUUCCCCUGGCCAGCGCAACCGCUGCACCCCGCCCAGGGGCCCGGACCCGCGCAUCAGCGAGCUCAGACUCGGAGGGGAGCAGUCGGAGAUCUUCGUGGAGCUGAGCGUUCCCCAAUCGACCGACCCACUGGUGCUGGUGCUGCUGGACGGACGAACGGACACGGUCAGCUUCAGCAUGGAGAUCAAACCAGCCAAGGACGGGCUGGUCCUCAUCUCCUCGGGGAAGAGCGGCGGUGACGUUGUGUUUCCACCGGGUGAUUACUCCGUGCUGGCACCGCAGACGAGGUCCUCGGGUGCCGUGGCGUUGUACAGCGGAAACGCUGAGGACUUCGCCGUGGGCAGCCCUCUCAGCGCCCGGCAGCCGCUCGACGCCUUUGUGUACACCAGCCCUGAGGGCGUGGCCAGUGACAACCUUACUGAGACGCUCAUCCCUGGCAGAGGGGCCUUCCGUCUCCACCCCAGGUUGGAGGAGGGAGGCUUGACCCUUAGCCGUUGUGGCACAGCCGACUGGAACAAAGACCCUGGUGUUUUUAUUGAAGUUCAACAGACACCAGGACGGCCAAAUCAGUGCUUAUGGCCAGCAACCUGCCCUCAUAAUGUUGUCAUUCCGGAGGGCACUACCACGCCUCUCUACCCUUCUGAAUUGGACCCGCAGAGCCAGCAUGACUUUGUGCUGAGCGAGGUGAACGCUGACACUCCUGGUGCGGCAGAGGACAUGGAGUUCAUCGAGAUCUGGCACCCGUCAGGGAGGCGGGCGUCCCUGGAGGGGGUGUGGCUGCUGCUCUUCAACGGCCAAAACAGCAAGCCCUAUUGGAAGACCAGCCUCACCGGCUACUUCACAAACGCUCAGGGCUUCUUCCUCCUGGGCAGCGACAAAGUCACCCCGACCCCCUCCAUACUACUGCCCCGCAACACCAUCCAAAACGGGCCCGAUGCCGUGGCCCUGUACCGCAGACCCUACGGGUCACCCUUAGCCACGGAGGCCGGGAUCCCCACCCGAGGCCUGUUGGAUGCCAUCGUUUACCGGCCUCCGAGCUCCGACAAGGAGGCGCGGGACCUGAGCGACGCCUUUAUCCCUGGCCAGAUCCCCCUGCUGGAGGACCCCACCGCUCUCCCAGGGGACGAGACCCUCAGCCGUUGCAACAGCCUGCAGGCUGCAGACAUGUCAGCUUUCGUGGUGACAUCACCAACCCCCCUGGGGAAGAAUUUCUGUCCCCAGCCUCCCACUCUGGCUCCUCCCCCCAAGGGUGUCGUCAUCAAUGAGGUGGGCAGUGCCCAGUGGACCAAUGGCAGUCAGCAGGAGAGCUUUGUUGAGCUGUUUGCAGCUCCUCUGACCGGGCUACAAAGCCUGGUGUUGGUUGUUUUUGAGCAGGGCCACAGCCAAGCCACCCUGGCGCUCCCUCUGACAGGGAAGACCGACCAAGAUGGAUACUACCUCAUCGGGAACAUCACUGGAGCUGACCAGUCCUUACCACUGGGGCUCAGUGGCACAGGCGUGCCAGCCCGUGGAGCUGUGGCGCUGUGUCACGGCACUGCCAGGUCCUGCACAGCCAAGGGGCCAGCGUUGAGCCACAGUAUGCUGGACACUGUGGUGUUCAGCGAGGACUCUCACCUGCUCAGCACUUUGGCGGCCAGCAGAGGGCAGCAGGUCAUGCCCAAUCUCAGGUCGGUGACGGGGCCGGCGUCCCUCAGCCGCUGCGCUUGCUGCGAGGCGAGGAGCCCCCAGGCCUGGACCCCCACUUCUCAGACUCCCCGCCGCCCCAACCUCUGCCCCAGCGCGGCCUUCUCCGGCAGCAUCGACCUCUGCCUCGGGCCUCCCACCGGCGACGCGGAGCUGCGCCUGCCAAACUGCAGUGGAUGGAGGCAGGAGGGUGGCGGCAGGCAGGAGAUGGAGGUGGCGCUGUACCUGGAGGAUCAGUGUCAUUGUGGGAUCUCUGCCCUUAACCUAGCAGGGGCCAACUUCUCCUGCGUGGAGGGCUGGCUGCGAGUGCACGGAAGCAUCCGGGCUCUGUCAGACCGCCAGAGGGACCUGAUCGAGCAGACGUCUCGCGAGCAGCGCUCCCGCGUGCUGGGAGACUCCUGUUCCAAUUCCAUCUCUGACAAGUCUGUGGGAGCAGAGUCUGGAAUUGUGUGGCAAAUAUGUCUGGCAGUGGUGGUGCUGUUGCUGUUGGUGUUGGGCGUGGCCCUGUUUACAUACUUCUACAGAAGGAGGCAUUCGCUGAACUAUUUCUCCAUGGAGCUGAGUGAACACACAGAGGGGCCUGGGGAAAUCUAGCCCUGCUCAGGUACCAGCUCUGUUUCAGGUCUGCUGCCCUUCUGCAGUGGCGCUUUUGGACGGUGGCCACUGGCCAUGGAGUAGGAUGGGAAGGGAAGAUACUGUUAGUAGCUGUUUCCUGUGCAUCUCUGUAACCCCACUUUCAUCUGUCCUCUAGUGUCACAGUCAGUGUUGCACUUGGCAACAGUGUUGUCGUGUACUUCAAGUAUUAGCAGGAAGAAGGUACUGCUUUAAAGCUGGUAUUAUUUUAUUUUGUAUUGUGUGGAAAUGUUAGUCUCUCUUUGGUCUUUGAUGCAUUCGGUAAACAAUCAGGUAAUCUCAGUUGCUGUUUCAAAUUCAGUUGAAUUCAGUUUGGUUGCAAUCAAACUCUAUCAUGUUAUUUAGAAGCUUAGAUAUGGGUUUUGUGUAGAAGUGAAUGGAAUAGCAGGAUCAAAAUGAAAUGUUCAUUUAAGGGUAUGGAUUUUUUCUAAAGUAAAUAAUGUACAUAGACUUGUUAAGGGGCUUUCAUAAGUGCACUAAUGUGAGAAUGUUUUCUGCAUUGUUGCAGUUUUACUGCAUUACCUUUCAUGAUUCAUAAAACAGCUCAAGUACUUCAAAUGGCAAUUUGAAAACCAUGUAGAAUACACACUAUAUAACAUUACAGCCACUUAGCUGAUGCUCUUAUCCAAGCCAACUUAGUUUUCUUUUUUUUAAACAUAGUAUCCAUUUAUAAAGCUGGAUAUAUAGGGAAGCAAUGCAGGUUAAGUGCCUUGCUCAAGGGUACAAUGGCAGUGUCCUACCCGGGAAUCAAACCCGCAAGCUUUAGGUUAACGGGCCUGUGGCUUAACCAUUAUAAUAUACUGCUGCCAUAAUAAUACACAAAAUUAUGACUUUAGUUAGGUAACUUCAUUAAAACAUGCAUUUCAUUUUUAGGACAAUGAACUACAUUGUUCGUUUCAAUGUGGACUAUUUUCAGUAUUUUUUUGUCCACAUAUUGAAAAAAAGCUAUUUUAAAUUUAUAAAGUCAUUUUCAAACGUACAAAGGCCAAGUUUUUCAUAAUGGUAAAUUAGGAUGACUAAAGCAACAUUAUGUUUCUGUGACUUAUUUUAAUUUUCUGGACAACAAUGGAGUUUGUCUUGCGGUAUAUCUGAGUUGGCUAGAUGACAGUAAUUGUUUGUAGGAUAAAUUCACUGAAAGCUAGGCGGACACAUUGGUUUUGGUUUUUUCAUAGGAUGUAUUGAUUAUACUGAAAAAACGAAAAUUACUGAUGUUAUUCUUUAAGGUGCUUUCAUCUAAUUUUUUUUUUUAAUUAAUUAAAUUAUCUGAAACUUAGUGAUUGGAAUUCAUAUAAAACAUGGGCCAGGUGCCUUGUGAGCAUUAAGUCAGUUAAUUUCGAGUACGUAUUCAUUACUAUCACAGUUGAUGUCUGUGAUAGUGAGUGGCUCGCUUCUGAAGUAUGGGUGCCACAUUCCAGUCCUGCAGAGCUGCAGUGUCUACUGGUUUUUGAUGAGUUUCAGCACCAGUGAUUCAUUUCAGUUGUUGAUUCAUCAUGUUCUCUAGGCUCUAAUUGGUUGCUGAUUUGAGGAAACUGUAAAUAUUUGCAGACACUGCAGCCCUCCAGGUCUGGAGUUGACAUCCUUGUUUUAAACAUUUUGACCAUUUACUUCAGAUGUACAGAGCAGGGCUGUCCAGUCCUAUCCAAAUACAGUGUGAGUACAGAGCAGGGCUGUCCAAACCUUUUGCUCUAUUUUCUUAGGGUAUACCAGCCCCUGGUGCAGGUGGGGUACCAUACAAAUUCUCAACCAAUCUCUCAUGGUCUGUUCCAUGACCUACAAACUGGGGAAGUUCUCCUGGCUGUUGCUGCAGUCAGAACGUGGGUUUCGUUUCUUGUAUUCCUUUUUUUUUAACAUGUAAUUCUUUGCACAGACUUGAAAAACAAUCUGAAUUUUAAAAAAAAUGUUAAACAUCAAUUAAUUAAUAUUAAAGAUGCGAUGGGGAAUUAAAUGUCAUUAAGAAUUUGUGUAAAUGUAUGGUAUUUCAGAAUUUUGAAACUGUAUUGUUUAUUGAAUAAAGAACCUUAUUUUUCAUAAGAAUGUUUUAGCAAUGGUAAAACAGCUGUCAUCCUAAAUUAUAAAGCUGUUUAAGACAUGAGUUAUGUUCUCCAGUAGAGAUGAUCUUUUACUGACUGAGAUCAUGUACAUUAAUAAUGCUAGAUCAGAAACCACUUAUCAAGGCCAUACAAGAAUGAUUUAUGCAUUGAAAUGAAGUAUAAUUACUUAGCGAUGUUCACUGUUUACUUAAUCAUGAAAACAGAUUUUAUUUUUCAAAUAAAAUGAUAUUUCCCAAUA
Messenger RNA from Anguilla anguilla (European eel), 5579 nucleotides. RefSeq lists its product as uncharacterized. The record is from RefSeq and is a predicted model, not a curated record. Lineage: Eukaryota; Metazoa; Chordata; Actinopteri; Anguilliformes; Anguillidae. The transcript has 12 exons. Bases 384 to 3251 code for a protein of 955 amino acids.